This is a messenger RNA of Candidozyma auris, 1614 nucleotides long. It is a transcript of the gene RIM21, whose product is annotated as Rim21p. The transcript has a single exon. Gene Ontology annotation, biological process: cellular response to pH. The record is from RefSeq and is a predicted model, not a curated record. Bases 1 to 1614 code for a protein of 537 amino acids. NCBI's taxonomy places the organism in Eukaryota, Fungi, Ascomycota, Pichiomycetes, Serinales, Metschnikowiaceae. Gene Ontology annotation, cellular component: plasma membrane.
AUGUUCUGGCGAAGCAGGGGAGCCCGCAAGGUAUACCAGCUGUGUAUGCCCAUCGAGCUACCGGAAGGACUCAUCAUCAGCCACGACUUCAAUAGCCCUGUGAAGUAUAUACGACGGGCUGUUUUUCAUCAAAAAUGCUACGAGGGCCUGACACCUAUGUUGAACUCAAAUGUCAACUUGGUGCUCAACACGUUCUCUGAAUCGCUACCGCUUGUGCGCAAGUCGUGGGAAGAGUUUACUUCACCUCCUAAUAGCGGUGUGUUCGUGUAUAGCGUGGUUCCUAUAGUGUACUCCAUAGCUAUUCUGGCGGUCAUCACAUGGUUUCUCACCAUAUUUGUGCUCACAAACUAUACUAUCAAGCCUUCGUUUCUACUACAGCUGCUGACGAUCCUAUCGUCGGUGUACAUGCUAAUAACGGUGAUCAAGUCCAUUGUGGUGUUACAUAACCAGCAACGACAAGGCUAUUUACAUGGAGAGGCCCUUCUUCAUGCCGUCAAUGAUACGCUAUAUUUGAGCAUCAUAGACCUCAUUGUCGUCCUCUCUCUUCUCAUCUUGCAGGUCCAAGUUGUGAUGAGACUCUUCCUGAGACAGAGCGACAAACGUCUGAUUUUCUAUGUGGGCACCGGUGCUGCCGUUGUCUCGCAGGCACUCUGGGGAGUCACAAAGUUUCAUAACUUCCAUGAAGACGCCGAGGCGGGUAAAAUUAUCCCUGCAUUGACAUACCUCAUCCGUAUCGCCAUGGGUAUGUGUUACGCAGCUAUAUUUACAGCUUUUUUGCUCACGAAGAUCAAACAGAUUGCAGCAAAUAGAAAUAUUUGGCUCAUAUCUCUACUCACGUUUGUUUUCAUCUACGCUCCCGUGGCGUUCUUCAUCGCUGAUGUCUCAAAUGCUUGGGUGUACGCCCUUUCUGAGAUCUUCUCGGUGGUUACCUACGUCGUUUGCGUGGUUAUACCAUGGGAAUGGUGUAACAAGUACAAUGUAAUCAGGAAAAUGAUGGAAAAAGAAGGUGUGUUAGGGCGUCGCUUCUACGAAGAUGAGCUCUACGAGCUUGACAGAUUUGAAUUGUUCGUGGAAGAAGAAGAGCCAGAAAGUCGACAUUCGUUUCAUGAUUCUGACUCUCAAAGUGACGACCGUGGUGGUGGUGUUCCCGUGCAUAGUCAAAGCAGUUCGAGCCAAACUUUGAUGAAGAACACUUCACCAGAGAUCAGUCUGAAUGCAGAACACUGGCAAAAGAGCAAACUUGCCAGGCUCACAGAUGGGGUCAAUAUUGUCAAGAACAGGUUUCUUGAUAUCACAGACAAAAUUAUCGCUACUGGUUUGGCUGUUCCCAGGUCUGUCAGUGUAGGCAGCAGUUUUGGGGGUUCGCAGCAUCAGCCCGUCGAGAGACUGGCAGAGGCACCAUUGGCGCAACUCGAGAGGCAUGCAAGUGAAAGGAGAAGAUCUAGAGAACGACAAGAAGCAAGCCUUGGAAGAGGUACAGCUACAAGAAGCAAUGAGCAAGAAGAACGAAGUGUUUCGUUCGCAGAGGUGGACAAUGCUGGACGUAACCGCCGUGAUGUGUUUGUUUACUCUAGACGAGAUGUAGUUUUGGAACUAGAUGAGGAGGAGGAUUGA